GGCAGUUGUCUUUUUAAUCUCCCUUGCCUUGUUAUUAUGAGCAGGCGCUUUUAAUAAAACUGUACAACAUUAUCUCCUGCACAAGGAGCCCAACAGCUAGCUGAACUGUCAAAAAAAAAACUUGCAUCAAUACAUUUGCGAGGUUGCACCCACGCUAGCAGUGCGGAUUGAACUAGCACUGCACUGUGGGAGUCUGUCGGUUCAGCAGCCUACGCACUUGUAUAAGCGGGCGAGGCGCAACAGCAGCAACAUAGUCGAAGCUGAACUCUUGAAAUCAAGAGAGACUCAGUGGUGAAUUCAUCCACACGUUCAGACUCGGUUAUUGUGAAGGCUGCAUAGUGGAGUUUUUAUUCCUGCAUUUCCGGAGGAUUCACACAUUUAUCAAUUUAACAAGCUUGAACAAUGGAGCUCUCCCUAAUGGCUGCGCAGCACUUCCCAGCCAUGAGUGGAGCCUUCAUGGACUCCCCGUACAACGGAAACACUUCCUUACAAACCUCCACCUCCAACCUCCACGCCAACACCCGCCCCCAGGAACCAGAAGAGGAGUCCAAGUUCUCCAGCGAGGCCAUCUGGCUGUGGAUCGCGAUCAUCGCCACCAUUGGGAACGUCGUGGUUGUGGCAGUGAUUGGGGACCACCGAGCAAUACAGUACGGACAAAGGACUUUGAAAAGAACAAAAAGCCAUGUGUGUGUAAAUGGAAUAAGAUCGGCAACUUCAAAGCUGGUUGAGAUACUGUACUGUCACUUCACUUCGCUGGAGAAAAGCUCUAGUUACUGCCUUGACUAAUGGCAUACACAUCUGUCUGUGCAAGCAUUUUACACACGUGCAUGAUGGAGCAGCAGCUAGUAUAGCCCACUGGAGAAAGACCACUGUCUACAAAUUGAAUUGUGGACAUGUCGUUUUAAAAGGAACACAGUGACUUUACCCAACAGGACAUGUUUAACACCACUGCAGCAUUUUCCAUCUCUUGUUGGAUCAAGGAGACUUACAUGAUAGGGUGGAUCAGUUUAAGGGACACAAGGAAUUUGCUCGUUCAAACGGUUUCUUCUUAAAAUACGUUUGAGAGCAACUCAAGUAUCACAAGAAAGUAUCAAAAACAAGGAAGUUAGAAUCAUUUUACUUUGUGGGACACGUAUGUCCGUUGCACCUGAAAGGGUUAAAUACUUCAGGCCUUGUUGCAUUGUUUUCAUGGAGUGUAACUUGUGCUAUCACAAGGAUUCAAGCAAGUAUAAUGCAUUGGCUGACUAAAUAUAUAUAUUGUUCAUAGCUUUCAGGAAGACAUGGGUCCCUUUAGCAUUAUAAUGCAAUCUGCCAUACAGCAUUCAACAGACCAAGAUAUUCUGGCAAUGUAUGAAGACCAUCAUUAAGGACAGCAGUGGACCAUACUGAUAUCACACAUAAGAAUGGGGGGGAGGGUUAGUGUAGCUAUCUUGAUCUGCAGUUCGGGACCGAAACACACCUUUGAAUUUCUUGCUGUUGACUGUGAAACCGCAUUAUGCAAAGGAUUGAAACACAUAGGGAAGAUGACGGUUGCAGAGGCCCGUGACAACCAAAAGGCUUUGAUCAACGUGCACAAUAACAGUGCAGGAGCUGCGUCAACCAGAACAGAACGCAGUACCCAAAGCAGAAUGGAUCUUUAGUCACGGAGCGGUGCGGUCAUUUCUCAAUCAAGUAAUAAUACUUUUUUUUUUUUUCUUGAACCAGUUUGACCAGCUGCAAAUCGAGCACAAACACCAGCUCCGAUCAGCAGGAAACCAGUGCUGGACAUUGCUGGUCUUUCUAACAGGGUCAGGGACUACUUGGCAUGCUAAGGCAUGCUUAUACAUUGAAGUUCCAAGGUUUGGAUCAUGUACUGUAGGUAUCUUUUCAACGUCCCCACGCUGUAAAUUGAGAAGAUAAUGUAACUGUAAGUGGGUGCAUACAAUAUAUCUUUUUGUGUAUUAUUUUUUAUUGUGAUAGCAUUCAUCUGCAUUUGUAUUAAAAGCACAGGGACCCUGGAUUAGUUUAAUUUAUGUGCUGGACUUUUGGGUUGUUGUAGGAUCCUUAAUACCUGCUGCACAGGAAGCGAAUCAGAAGUAAGGAUCUUUUAAUACCUGCUGCACAGGAAGCGAAUCAGAAGUGAGGAUCUUUUUUUUUUUUUAAAGAAUAGUUUUACCCAUUUAAAUAAAGCACUAGUUGAAGGGAUAUAUUUGAUAUAAUUUGCAUUUCUGGAAUGUUAUCAUAAGUAUGUUCUCUAUCAUUUUUCUAUCACGGUUUCUACGUACAUGAUUAUUCACCAUGCUUACUAACAAAUCCAUCAAAAAAAACAAAAAAACAAAGUAAAAUCCUUUCAAACACUUAAUGCAACUCUGGUAUGUGAUUUAAAUUCAUGAAAAUAUUUAUAUAAAUUAAUUUCGGAGGGUACGGAAAUCCCUAGCGGUCCUGUCUAUAACAACCUCUAUUCAGAAAUCCAGCUAGAAGUUUUUUUAGCUGGAAUAGUUAGUAAGCAUGGUAAAUAAGUGUUCUUGUGCAAAACAGUAUUAACAGUCCAACUGACAUAUAACUGGUGAGUAGCUAUGCAUAUAACAUAUAACUAGAUCUGAAAGGGAUUUUUUGUGAUCUUUUUAUACCAGACAGUAUUAAACAUAGAGUUUUAACACAGUGUAGAUAUGAGUUUAACUCAUUAACGUGGUAUCUGUAAUAAUCUGUAUCGGUAGUAUAUUUUUCAGUGUACUGUGAUUAACUAGAUUAACAAAAAUGGAAUAUGCAACAUUAUUUUUAAAGUGCCAGUAACUACCCUUUAAGCACUAUGAAAGCACUAGGAUAAUUUGAGAAAACAAACAUUUAAGUCUCACGUACUGCGUUUUAAUGGCAUAGCGUCUGCAUUUUCAGAAUAUUACGAUUGGUAUGUGAUUACUCUUAUGUGUGUUGUAGUUUAAUUCUAUAUUGCUGUUUUUCGAUCAUUAUUUUCUUUUGUCUUCCAUUUACUGACUGGAAGUUCCCCUUGUCAUUUUUUAGUUAGUGUACAAUUUUGGUUUUGUUGAUGAUUGGGAAACGCUCUGGGAUGGUUCGCCAUGAAAGGCGCUAUAUAAAAUGAAUUUGAUUGAUGGAAAAUGAGGAUAAAGGAGGACAGAGAACAUACAUAAUCAGAUUUAUAUUCUGGAAAUGCAGAUGGUAUCAUUUUAAAUUGCAUUGAAUAUUUCGUAACAUUUUGCAAUCCAUAUUUGCUUUAUGGUUGAGUUGUUCACUUAAUAUUAAUUGAUUUGUAAGAAAGACUUAUUUUGGUAAAGCGACGUACUUUGUAAGAUAUGAGGAGCGAAAUAUUUUUAAGCCAUUUGAGUAUCAGUUUUCGCAUGGGAUAAAAACAAAAUAUAAGAAUUUUACAUUUGUAUUAAAAAAACUAUAUAUAAAUAAAGAAUGCUUCAGAUGUAAAAUAUGUUUUUUGGUGUAAAGAAAAUGCUGUUUUAUUAUUGUUUGAAAAUGGCUUGCUGUUAAAAUGCAUUAGAUUUGUGA
Acipenser ruthenus (sterlet) is the source of this 3492-nucleotide messenger RNA. RefSeq lists its product as uncharacterized. The record is from RefSeq and is a predicted model, not a curated record. The coding region runs from base 403 to 786 and encodes 127 amino acids. The transcript is spliced from 4 exons. NCBI's taxonomy places the organism in Eukaryota, Metazoa, Chordata, Actinopteri, Acipenseriformes, Acipenseridae.